Molecule: messenger RNA, 1281 nt
Organism: Spizellomyces punctatus DAOM BR117
Lineage: Eukaryota; Fungi; Chytridiomycota; Chytridiomycetes; Spizellomycetales; Spizellomycetaceae
Exons: 5
Coding region: 1-921 (306 amino acids)
Cellular component (GO): nucleus
Molecular function (GO): zinc ion binding; histone methyltransferase activity; protein binding
Source: RefSeq, a predicted model, not a curated record
AUGCCCAAGAGUUGUGAUCACUCUCAAAUUGAACUGGAUGCUUCUACUGGCAUGUCGUUGGUUGUGAUUCAAGACCUUAGCGGGGGAAAAGAAAAUGUACCCGUGCGAGCCGAAUGGCACGAUGCAGAUGGUAUUCAGUCAAAUGCGUCACCUUCCCCACCGUUCCGUGCUUUCCAGUACAUAACCCGUAACCUUAUUCCACCACAAGCAGCUGAGCCGUUUUAUGAUGGCUGCACUUGCCAGCAUAGCUGCCUGGACAUGCCGAGUGCAUGCGCCUGCACAACCACUCACGCGCCCGCCUACACGCAGAUGGGCUUUCUGAAGCUGGAAACCCCACCUAUUUACGAGUGUAAUUCAAACUGCACAUGCCCACGGACCUGUUCCAACAGGGUCGUGCAACACGGGUUAAAAGCACCAUUGUGUGUUUUCAAGCACGAUUCGAAUAAGGGAUGGGGGGUGCGUGCGUUGAGUGUCAUACUAGCUGGAGCAUUUGUUACAGAGUAUGCUGGAGAGGUUAUAGGAACGAAAGAGGCAGAGAGAAGGUGGAUUGAAAUGAAGAAGACUGGAUCGUCAAAUUACAUCCUAUGUCUACGAGAAUACGGGCCAGAUGGGCAAGUAUAUCGCACAAAUAUUGAUCCGUUAAGGUUUGGUAACGUCGCCCGUUUCAUAUCGCACUCCUGCAGUCCCAAUCUAGGCAUGCACAUCGCGCGCAUAGAUUCCAUAGUACCUUCUGCAGCGCUCUUCGUAUUACGGGACAUCCAGCCGGGCGAAGAACUCACCUUCGAUUAUGGCGGAUCCGCCUCCCUGAAUUGGGCAGAGAGCGGCGAUGGAGUGAUAGAAAAUGCCCACGACGGGAGAAUAGAAUGUCUCUGUGGAUCGUCCAAUUGUCGCGGAUAUUUACCAUAUGAUCCGGCACUUUGAUCAUUCCUGGAAUGAGAAGACGGACACGCCGUGAUAUGCAGAUACUGACAGAGUACGUAGUGCAUGAGACAAAUUCACAACCCGGCUGAUCAGCUAUACCCGAAGACUAAAUAGGGCAUCAUAGUCCGGCUUGCCCCCUAUCCCCUUCUUCCAUGUUGGAUUGGCAUUUGAACAGAUUGUACGCGGAAUAAUUCUUAAAAAGUACGUUCAGACAAUCUGACUGAGCGGAAUCCAUAGUGAAAGAUAUCAGUAGAUUGAUGGAACAGUGGGGACAAUGUGACUGGGAGCGAAGUAGGUACUUAGCUUUGUAGCUCUGUAGGGACGGGAGUAUUGUCAGCCGGAGAUCUAAUACAGGUUGAG